Tachyglossus aculeatus (Australian echidna) is the source of this 6604-nucleotide messenger RNA. RefSeq names its product transmembrane protein 131 (gene TMEM131). The transcript has 42 exons. Bases 1 to 5916 code for a protein of 1971 amino acids. Gene Ontology annotation, cellular component: membrane. The record is from RefSeq and is a predicted model, not a curated record. NCBI's taxonomy places the organism in Eukaryota, Metazoa, Chordata, Mammalia, Monotremata, Tachyglossidae.
AUGCGCCACCAGGCGGUGACGCGCACGAGGAGGCGGAGGGCCGACGUCCUCCCCCCCGCCCGGCGUCCCGAAGCCCAGACGGCCAUCUUGACUCCGGGCAGGUCCCGAGUCCCGCGUCCCGGGGGCGGGGUCUGCGGCCGCGGCCCCCCGAGCACGUCCCCGGGGCCGCCGAGAGCCCGGCCGUCCGCCGGCAGCGUGGCCGGCCCCUCGGGGCUCCCGUCCGCGCCCCGGCCCGGGCCCCGCCGUGCCCGCCUCCAAGAUGGCCGUCGGGGGUGGGGGCCGGGCGGCCGGCCGGCGUCGCCCCGAGGGCUUCUGGGAGCGGCCGAGCCUAUAAAGGGGAGGCGGGCGGAGCGGGCCACGCACGAGGCGGCGGCCCCGUCCCCGAGGGUCCCCCCGGGCCCGGCCGGCCGCCUCCUGGCCGCGCUGCACCUUCUCCUGACCGUUGUGGCCGCGGGCCGGGCCCACCAGGAAGCAUUCAUCCAGUCGGAGAACAUAAUGGAAGUGCUCCGUUUUGACGAUGGCGGUCUAUUACAGACUGAUGCACCCAUUGGGCUCGGUUCAUAUCAACAGAAAAGUGUAUCCCUAUAUCGGGGAAAUUGCCGACCCAUCCGGUUUGAACCCCCAAUGUUGGACUUCCAUGAACAGCCAGUUGGGAUGCCAAAAAUGGAAAAAGUUUACCUUCAUAAUCCUAGUUCAGAAGAAACUAUUACUUUAAUAUCAAUAUCUGCGACAACAUCCCAUUUUCACGCAUCAUUUUUUCAAAAUAGGAAAAUUCCUCCAGGAGGAAACACGUCCUUUGAUGUAGUUUUCCUUGCCCGAGUAGUGGGGAAUGUAGAAAACACUCUAUUUAUUAACACAUCUAAUCAUGGGAUAUUUACUUACCAGGUAUUUGGUGUUGGAAUUCCCAACCCAUAUAGACUGCGCCCUUUUCUUGGGGCCAGAGUUCCUGUAAAUAGCAGUUUUUCUCCUAUCAUAAAUAUACACAAUCCUCACAGUGAACCUCUACAGGUAGUGGAAAUGUUCUCAAGUGGAGGGGAUCUUCACCUAGAACUCCCCACGGGGCAGCAGAGUGGCACAAGUAAACUCUGGGAAAUUCCACCCUACGAAACAAAAGGAGUGAUGAGAGCCAGCUUUUCUUCCAGAGAAGCAGACAAUCACACAGCCUUCAUCCGCAUCAAAACAAACGCUUCAGACAGUACCGAGUUCAUCAUCCUUCCCGUCGAGGUGGAAGUGACGACAGCCCCCGGGAUUUAUUCCUCAACAGAAAUGUUAGAUUUCGGAACACUGCGCAGCCAAGAUCUACCGAAAGUUUUAAAUCUGCAUCUGUUAAAUUCAGGAACAAAAGAUGUACCUAUCACAAGUGUGAGACCGACACCACAAAAUGAAGCUAUAACUGUACACUUUAAACCGAUUACAUUGCAAGCUUCAGAAAGUAAAUAUACCAAAGUUGCGAGCAUUAGCUUUGAUGCAUCAAAAGCAAAAAGACCAUCUCAAUUUUCUGGAAAAAUAACAGUUAAGGCGAAAGAGAAGAGUUACUCGAAGCUCGAAAUUCCCUAUCAGGCAGAUGUAUUAGAUGGGUAUCUGGGAUUCGAUCACGCCGCUACAUUAUUUCACAUCCAGGACAGACCCUCCAACCCUAUCGAAAGACCCAUCUACCUGACGAACACUUUCAGUUUUGCCAUCCUCAUUCAUGAUAUCUUGUUACCUGAGGAAGCCAGAAUUAUGUUCCAAGUACAGAACUUCAGCAAGCCUGUCCUAAUUCCUCCAAAUGAAUCCAGAUCGAUUUUCACUUUGUUUUUCAUCCCUUCUUCCUCCUCCAUUCACAUUGACAACAAUAUCUUACUUAUUACCAAUGCAUCAAAAUUCCACUUACCUGUACGGGCAUACACAGGCUUUUUGGAAUACUUUGUAGUUCACCCCCGAGUGGAACAGCCUUUCAUAGAUUUUGGCAUAUUGAGUGCUUCAGCAGCAAGUCAUAUUUUAUUUGCAGUCUUUAACAGCAAUCCAAUUGAGUUGGCGAUAAAAGGUUGGCAUGUUAUCGGUGACGGUUUGACAGUAGAACUCUUAGCUUCUGAGAGGGGCAACAGAACGGCAAUAGAUGCAAGAGUACCGGAACUCGUAGACGCUUCUGCUUCAGCUCAAUCAUCAGUUAUAUUAGCUUCUGGUUACUUUGCUGUGUUCAGAGUCAAAUUAAUUGCCAAAGACCUGGAAGGAAUUCAUGAUGGAGCCGUACAGAUAACAACAGAUUUUGAGAUCUUAACCAUUCCCGUGAAAGCUGUGAUCGCAGUAGGCUCAUUGAUGUGCUCUCCCAGUCUCAUCGCCCUUCCUCCAUCCUUCCCGGGAAAAGUUGUUCAUCAGAGUUUAAAUAUAAUGAGUUCCUUCUCCCAAAAGGUGAAAAUACAACGUAUCCGAUCCUUAACAGAAGAUGUGCGGUUUUACCACAAGCAAUUGAGGAGCAAUAAAGAAGAUAUAGAGCCAGGGAAAAAAUCUAAGGUGGCAAACAUUUAUUUUGAUCCUAGUUUACAGUGUGGGGAUCACUGCUACGUAGGACUGCCUUUUCUAUCCAGAUCUGAAUCUAAAGCACAGCCCGGCCGAGCUAUGCAAGAAGAUACGUGGGAUUCUGAUUGGGACUUGCAUGAAAACCUAUUCCGAGGAUGGAAAUCAGUAAAAGGAAAUGCAGGUCAUAGAUCCAGCGCUGUGUUUGAAGUGGACACGGAUCUGCAGAAAAACGUCGUAUCGAAAAUCACAGCCGAGCUGUUGUGGCCGUCUCUCCUGAGUUCUUCCCGCCUCUUGAAUUUCCCCCUCACCAACACUAACAGUUCUUCGGAAGACGAAGUGGUUAUAGAAAAUCCAGCUGACGUUCCUGUGCACGUUCAGUUCAUCCCUCUGGCUCUGUAUUCCAACCCUUCUGCCUUUGUACCCAAACUACUAGAGCGGUUUAACUUGAGUAAGAUGGCAAAUCUGGAUUUGAAAACACUAGAAUUUCAAGUCUCCCGAAACUGUAGUACACCUGGAUUUUCGCCAGGCUCCUCUCGGCACUCAAUUUUGCAUAUGGUUUUAAAACCAGGAGAAAAGAAGGCUGUCAAAGUAAAGUUUACUCCACUUCUCAACAAAACCGUUUCUUCCCUAAUCAUCAUCAGAAAUAACUUGACCGUGAUGGAUGUCCUAAUGGUACAGGGGCAAGGCGCGACCGAGAACCUGAGGGUAGCUGGAAAGGCCCCGGGGCCGGGAAGCUCUUUACGGUUUAAGAUCACAGAAGCAUCAUUGAAGGAUUGUUCAGACAAACUAAAAUUAAGAGAGCCCAAUUUCACAUUGAAAAGAACGUUUAAAGUGGAGAACGUUGGGCAGCUUCCAGUAACCGUGAAGUCUAUUGAAAUCAGUGGAUACACCUGUGAAGGAUAUGGAUUUAAAGUGGCCAACUGUCAAGAAUUUGCCCUAGAUGCCAGUGCCUCAAAAGAGAUUGUCAUCUUGUUUACACCAGACUUCACAGCCUCCAGAGUCAUCCGCGAACUCAAGUUCAUUACAGCAGGUGGCUCCGAAUUUCUGUUCGUUUUGAACGCUUCCCUUCCAUAUCAUAUGUUAGCAACCUGUGCGGAAGCCCUGCCCAGACCCAAUUGGGAGUUGGCGUUGUACAUAAUCAUCUCAGGGAUGAUGAGCAUGCUGUUUCUCUUGGUAAUUGGCUCCGCUUAUUUGGAAGCUCAAGGAAUUUGGGAGCCAUUUCGGAGGCGCCUAUCCUACGAGGCGGCAAACCCUCCAUUCGAUGUGGGAAGACCAUUUGAUCUCAGGAGAAUCGUUGGUAUUUCAUCUGACACAAACUUGAACGCCCCGGGAUCUGAGCCCAACUCCGGGUCCGGGCGAGGGAUCUGUGGAGCGGGAGUCUCCUCGGGCCGGUCCACGUCGGGAAGCCAGCGGCAGUUCAACCCGACAACACACCUGCACGGCGGGAGGAGCUCAGCCGAGGCGGAACCCACCAGAUCCAAAGUGAAUGCCAAUGCUGCCAGCAGGGCCUCCUCUCAGGCGGCCUCCAGCCAGCCCGCCGGCAGAGCCGGGGCCCAGGGCCUGGACCCCAGUCCGGCCCCCCAGAGCCACCCAGCCGGCAAAAAAUCCAAAGGAGCCAGGCAGAGCCAACCGCACGCUCCAGUGCUGCUGGAACACACCCCGUCUCCACCCCCGGGGCCCCUGCUUCAAGAGGCCCAGGUGGAACAUUCCUUGCCCCCCUCACCACCCUUGAGCCAGGCCCACCACGAAUACCCUGUCAGUGCCCGGCACAACUCGGAGGACUCGGAUUUCAACCGCAUUAAGGAGGCCAUGGACAAAGACUAUCAUCACCCCGAGCCCCCAGCCCUAGAUGUGUUUACAGAGCAACCGCCAUCUCCGGCAUCCAAAAACAAAGGGAAAGGGAAACCACUUCCACGCAAGGGCAGAGUCCAGAAGAAACAGGACGAGAAGGAAAAGGAGAAAAGAGUAAAGGGAAAACCUCAGGAGGAUGAAUCGAAAGACCCGUUGGCUGAUGAUGACAGUUCUUCAACCACUACAGAAACCUCAAAUCCUGAUACAGAACCACUUCUGAAAGAGGAUGCUGAGAAGCAGAAGGGAAAGCAAGCCAUGCCGGAAAAACUUGAAGGCGAAACGUUUCAAGUAAAGCAGAAAAGCAAAAAGCUCGUUGCCAACGUCAAGAAAGAAACCCCCAACGACAUAAAGUCCAGUUCUCUGGAACUCCCUUAUACCCCUCCAUUGGAAAGCAAACCACGCAAAAAUUUCUCAGCCAAGAUUCCACUUCAGCACGUAUUGUCGAGCGGAUCGAAAUCCCGGAAUCCCCAGAAAGCCCGAGGUCAAAAUAAAUCAUCAGUGGACAGCAGGCCGCCAGCACUUCCAAAAUUUCUUCCGAGUAGUUCUGCUCAGGAACUCGGCAAUACCAGCAGCUCAGAAGGAGAGAAGGACUCGCCCCCACCAGAGUGGGAUUCGGUGCCAAUUCCUAAUGCCGGCAGCUCUACCGAUAGCCUUUACAAACUGUCUCUGCAAACCCACAACGCAGACCUCUUCUUGAAACAACAACAAACCUCACCAACCACUGCCUCUCCAUCUCCACCCCCUGCGCCUUACCCCUUCGGACUGCGGGGGACUUACAGCAAUAUCGUCAACAGCAGCUCUGGCAACGAACCUAAAAGUAAACCACCUACUAGUAGCAAGCACAGGUUGGCGAAGGCAGCCUCUCUCCCCGGCAGAAAUGGCAAUCCGACGUUCGCUGCUGUCGCCGCAGGCUACGACAGGAGCCCAGGUGGCAGUGGACUAACAAAAAUUUCUCCAAAUAAAAACGUUCUUUCUGGCAACGUCAACAUUUCCCACCCACCCGUUGACCCCGACUGCUCAGACAGCCCUGGCCUGUGGAAUCCCAGCAACACCGCAAACAACCCUGAUUUUGCACCUCUCAACUCAUUCUCCGCUUUUGGGAAUUCCUUUAAUCUGACAGGUGAGGUGUUUAGCAAGCUGGGACUGUCCCGAUCCGCCUAUGGCCAGGACCCCCUGAGAAGCUGGAGCGAUUCUGGCGCUGGUUCGUCGUCCUACCUGUGGUCGCCAACCGCCACAGAUCCGGCCCCUUCUUGGCCUACAAGCUCAGGUGCCCCAGCCCACCCAACAUCGUUGCUCCUGGGCAGCCCCAAUGGACUCUGGGCCGCCACCACUCCGUUCGGCAGUUCCAUCUGGUCGAGUUCCCUUCCUUUCGCCACUCCGUCCAAUGCGCUGGCGGGCAUCCCCCUCAUGGGCAGUGAGAGCCAGGCGCCAGCGCCGCCCACCCCAGUGGGCGCCGACCCAGCAGACGGCCUGGGCCAGGCCUACAACCCGUGGCAGGUGUGGGGCCCCAUUGCCCGACGGAGCUCUGAUCCCUGGUCCAACCCGCCCUACACUCCGGAGAAAUAAAAAACCCGACGCCCCCGCCCCCCAAACUUCGUCAGGUCUCCCACCCCACCCUCCCACCCUCUCCCCCGCUAUUCCACCCAAAACUAUCCUCUCACCGAGUCAGGAGCACUCAAGGCUGGCAGCUGUCCCCCUUCUCAGCGGCCGACUUGGGGGCUUGGGCUGCCAGCAGUCAUUAGUUCCAGCAGUCUCUUGGUUCCCUUACCUUUGGCCCUUGUCUUCCAUUCCCUCUGGCUGUUCGCACGCAAAUUCGGCCUUCCCGACUAAAGAAAUUCGUUGGAGAUCGGAUGUCCCGGCGUAACGCCGUUUUAUUCAAUUACCAGGUUUGGUUUUUAAGAAAUCAUUUCUUUCCCAGUAUUAUGCACCAAAAUCUAAUUUAAAGAAAUAUAUGAGCACUUUUGUGCUGAGAGUAUUUUUUUAAAGCAAGGCUGUCUUUGUUUCGGAGCAGGUGACACAAAUGUGAGGCAAACUUUAAGAACAAAAUCAGACGACCGUAAAAAUAUUCUGUUGUCAAGGCGAAGUAAUACUCUGAGCUGUUUGUACUUGAGGUCAGUGGCAUUUGUAAACCUGAAUUCAUUUUAAAGUUAUUGGAAAUACAUAACCAAGUCUUGACCACAAGAUCCUUUGUGUAUUUCGUAUUAAAACACGUUUGUGUUGUACUUUGAAAUAAACAAAUGCUUUUUUUUCCAGG